Protomyces lactucae-debilis is the source of this 4835-nucleotide messenger RNA. RefSeq lists its product as uncharacterized. Gene Ontology annotation, molecular function: magnesium ion binding; ATP binding; ATP hydrolysis activity. Gene Ontology annotation, cellular component: plasma membrane. Gene Ontology annotation, biological process: phospholipid translocation. The transcript has 2 exons. NCBI's taxonomy places the organism in Eukaryota, Fungi, Ascomycota, Taphrinomycetes, Taphrinales, Protomycetaceae. The coding region runs from base 241 to 4785 and encodes 1514 amino acids. The record is from RefSeq and is a predicted model, not a curated record.
GCUAGCUACCCAUCCACAGCAGCUACACGGCUCAGCUAGGCCUUUACCCUCUCCCGACCUGCGCUCUUCAGGCAUCGCAGCUAGUAGGAUCCGCGGACAGGCACACACCCGUCUCUCAUCGGUGCGUCAUCUUAUUUGGAAGCGCGAACGAAGAAGAGGCCCUCCUCUCCCUCGCGGCAUCGUCUAUCGCGCGUCUAAGCAACGACUCUAGCUCAGAGGCCUUUGACUCUAUCCAUAUAAAUGGCUCGUGUACGCUGGGCAACGGUGCGACACCCAACAGGACGCUCACAAUCCAUCCUCCGACGACUUUCGAUUCGUAAACGUUCAGGUCACACCAAUACAGACGCGCAUCCCGAUUUACACGAUAUCGGCCAGAACUUUGGUGAUAAAAAUGAAGCGACAUCCGGUGGCGAGGAUACACCCGAAGAGGCGCCGAAUGUCAAUGAGCAUCGAACCAUCUAUGUCAAUAUUCCCGUCGCCAAGGAGGAUUUAGAUGAAGAGGAUGGAACCCUCAAACACACCUAUCCGCGCAAUAAAGUGCGAACGGCAAAGUAUACGGCGCUGUCAUUUGUGCCAAAAAACCUGUGGUACCAGUUCCACAAUGUCGCCAAUCUUUAUUUCUUGCUUCUAGUGAUCCUACAAAUCUUUUCGAUUUUCGGUGCAACCAACGCUGGUCUCUCUGCGGUACCGCUUAUUGUCAUUGUUGUCAUCACAGCCGUCAAGGAUGCCAUUGAAGAUUACCGUCGAACGGUGCUCGACAAUGAGCUCAAUAACACAUUAACGCGUACCUUGCAAAAUUGGCACAACGUCAACGCGACAGAUGAAAACAUCUCGCUAUGGCGACGCGUGAAGAAGGCAACCUCCAAGGCCAUCCGCCUGAUUGGUGCUCGCCGCAAGGGCGUGAAGGGUGAUCCGCUUGACUUGCGACAAGUCCAAACACGACCUUCGCAAGAGCAAGGACGGUUCAGUGAGGAUAUUCCUAUGGAGCGCAUCACAUCAGCGCGCGGCAUGGAGUCUGUACUCGAAGGCAGCUAUGGCAACAAGUACGACAACAACUUUGCUCCGGCGCAUCACAACUAUGGCAGUGUGAUUGACCCAACACGACAAAUACCAGGCAAGGCCAUAUGGAAGAAGAAUUAUUGGAAGAACGUGCGUGUUGGUGAUCUCGUCAAGCUACGCAAUGAUGAUCAGAUUCCUGCAGAUCUCGUCGUCUUGUCGACCUCUGAGGCAGAUGGAGCGUGUUAUGUCGAAACGAAGAAUUUGGAUGGUGAGACAAACCUCAAGAUUCGUCAUGGACUGCGUGCCGCUUCGAAAAUCAAGACUCCCGCGGAUUGUGAAGCGGCUGGAUUUGCCAUUGAUUCUGAGGGACCGAGUCCGAAUUUGUACAACUACAGCGCUUUGGCUCGUUGGCAAGUACAAGAUCCAAGUAAUCCACAUUUGUUUGAAGAGAAAGUGGAGCCCAUUUCCGCUGAGACACUGCUGCUGCGUGGGUGUAGUUUGAGAAAUACACGCUGGGUCAUCGGUAUCGUUGUGUUCACUGGUGAUGACACUAAGAUUAUGCAAAAUGGUGGGCUGACGCCCUCGAAAAGAAGUCGCAUCGCGCGCGAGCUCAACUGGACUGUUGUAUGCAACUUUGGCAUUCUUUUGGUCAUGUGUCUGGUGUGUGGUGUUGCAAAUGGUAUCUACCUGCGUGAUGAAUCGAGUACAUUCAACCUAUUUGACAGAGGUUCGCAAGCCGGUGGUCCUGCAGCGGCUGGUGCCGUGACCUUCUUCACCUGUCUCAUUCUUUUCCAAAACUUGGUACCAAUCUCCCUGUACAUCUCCAUUGAGAUUGUCAAGACCCUACAGGCAUUCUUCAUCUACUCCGAUGUGGACAUGUACUACGCUGAGCUCGAUUAUCCAUGCACACCCAAGUCCUGGAAUAUCUCAGAUGAUCUUGGACAAAUUGAGUAUGUGUUUUCCGACAAGACUGGCACGCUCACGCAAAACGUCAUGGAAUUCAAAAAGUGUACGAUCAAUGGCGUUGCAUAUGGUGAAGCCUACACGGAAGCUAUGCUAGGUAUGGCCAAGCGCGAGGGCAGAAACACCGAAACACUUGAACAAGAGCAACGCGAGCGCAUUGCAAGGGAUAAGCAAGAGAUGUCCAAGUUGCUACAACAACGCAUUAACCCAUACUGCAACGAAGAACAACUCACCUUCACCUCAAGUCGCUUCUUGAAGGACCUGAACGGCGCGUCAGGCGAACAGCAACAAGCUGCGUGUCACGACUUUAUGCUUGCUCUAGCACUUUGCCACAAUGUCCUUGUCGAACGCUCUGAAGAGCAACCGAACCUGCUUGACUACAAGGCCCAGUCUCCCGAUGAAGCUGCACUAGUAGGGACAGCGAGAGAUCUCGGAUUUGCUAUGCCUGAACGCACACAGCGUGGACCGAUUCUUGAGAUUGAUGGUCGUCGACAAGAGUAUAUCCUCAUGGAUGAGCUCGAAUUCAACAGUUCUCGCAAACGCAUGAGUGUCAUCUUGCGCAUGCCAGACAAUCGCAUCGUUUUGUAUUGUAAAGGUGCAGACAGUGUCAUUUACUCGCGCCUGGCGUCAUCCGAGGAAACGAAAGUCAAGACACAAACGGCACAACACCUUGAUAUGUUUGCCAACGAAGGUUUGCGUACACUCGGCAUUGCAUAUCGUGAAAUUUCGGAGCAGGAAUAUGCCGUUUGGCAUAAAAAGCACGAAGCUGCUGCAGCUGCACUGGAUAAGCGAGAGGAACGCAUUGCUGCGUCUUGUGACGAGAUUGAGCAGGAGCUCGUUCUGCUUGGUGGUACGGCUAUUGAAGAUAGGCUGCAAGAUGGUGUGCCUGAUGCUAUUGCGUUGCUCGCUGAGGCAGGCAUUAAGUUGUGGGUCCUCACUGGUGACAAGGUUGAGACGGCCAUCAACAUUGGCUACUCGUGCAACUUACUGGAUGUCAAUAUGGAUGUGCUCGUGCUCAAAGUCCCACGCAACCAGCCAGAAAAGGUGGAUGAAAUCCUCUCCUCCCACUUAGCCAGCUUUGGGCUCACCGGGUCGCAAGAGGAGUUGCUUGCGGCCCGUAAAGUACACGCGCCACCCACAGCAAAUCGUGCGCUUGUCAUUGAUGGUGAUGCGCUCAAGCUCGUGCUACAAGGCGAAACACAGCGUCGUUUCCUCAUCCUAUGUAAACAGAUGAAGGCUGUCUUGUGUUGCCGUGUUUCGCCAGCGCAGAAAGCUGAAGUGGUCAAGAUGGUCAAGGAUGGCCUUGAUGUGAUGACCUUGUCGAUUGGUGAUGGCGCCAAUGAUGUCGCCAUGAUUACGCAGGCUGAUGUCGGCGUGGGUAUCGCUGGUGUCGAGGGCAGGCAAGCUGUCAUGUCUUCUGAUUAUGCGAUUGGCCAGUUCCGUUUUUUGACCAAGUUGUUGCUCGUCCAUGGCCGUUGGUCUUAUCGACGCAUCGCCGAGAUGAUUGCAUGCUUCUUCAAUAAAAAUAUUGUCUGGACGUUCACCCUCUUCUGGUACCAAAUUUACGAUCAGUUUGAUGGCCAGUACAACUUUGACUACACCUACAUCUUGCUCUACAACUUGGCCUUUACCUCGCUGCCCAUCAUCUUCAUGGGUGCUUUCGACCAAGAUGUCAAUGCUCGCGUAUCGAUGAAGGUCCCACAGCUCUACAUGCAAGGUAUCUUGCGCCAACACUGGACGCCCUUCAAGUUCUGGACGUACAUGCUCGACGGUCUGUACUCGUCCGUCAUCUGCUUCUUCUUCCCAUACCUCAUCUGGAACAGCAUGAACCAAGGCGGCUUCGCAAACCAACAGGGUCAUACGAUCGAUUCGCUCGUGGAACAAGGAGCCUUUGUCGCAGCGCCGGCGAUUCUGACGGUCAACACCUUUGUGCUCAUCAACAUGCAGCGUUGGGAUUGGCUAUUCCUCCUAAUCUGGUUCAUCAGCAAUGCGCUCUUCUGGGCUUGGACAGGCAUCUUCUCUCAGUUUUCAGCGAAUGCGCAAUUCUACCAGCUUGCCAACCACGUCUUUGGCUCCCUUAGCUUCUGGGCGUGCUUUGUCUUGACGACUAUCGUUGCACUGCUGCCGCGAUUCUUCAUCAUUGCCUACAAGUCGCGCUUCGCACCAAGUGACUCCGACAUCAUUCGAGAGCAAAUCAGGCUCGGCUACUUUGGCGAUGACAAGGCUGACUUGCAUACCGACACGAAAUCAGACUCCAUCUCUUCUUCUGUGGGUAGCAAGCAAACUGAGUUCAAGUCGCCUACCGCAAAGGAUGGCGUGGCUCGCUCCGACAGUACGGUAACCGGUAACCCCUUUCGCGAUACUCAAAAUCCGGAGUUCGAUCCGAGCCAGAGUUCAGCGACAGCACCUCCACAUGCACAUACUCGACCGCAAACAGGCAUGUCCAUCUUUGACGACGACUACAACCACUCACUUGACGGGAGUGAGCCGCAACGGCAAGAUGAGUCGCGCUUCAGCGUGCGUUCAUCACCGAGUACGCGGACAUCACUGAGUAUCGAGCAGCCUCGCAAGACGGCAACUCAUGAACAGCCGGAGUUCGUGGCGCGCGGUGUUGUGACGAGUUUAUCUGGUAAUGAGCUGAUUUUGGCUCAGCCUGUCGAGCAGGUGCACUUCCCUAUGGCGAAACCACAACCGACGACGGCGGCUCAGCGGCAAUCGGCGACUUGGACCAUGUCAAGUCUAGCACCGGCAGCUGUUCCGAGAUCACCCUUCUUGGGCAGUGACUUUGAGCGGAUUCCUAGUGCACGGUUACAAGGCGUAUAGCAGGAGCGGAGUUUUGGAAUAAAAUGUGUUUGUAGAUGUUUGUCCUAGAU